AUGCUGGGGAGCCUCGCAGGCCAGCUGGAGAAGCCAUUCACGCUGGCGGCAGCGAGGGAUGGAAGCAGGGAACACGGCUACCCCUUUCAGAAAGCUCAAACAUUUUAUACCUUUCCGUUUCAACACAUGCUGGCCGAGGUUCCUCUGAUGGAUACCAUGAGCCAACAGCCAAUGCCGGCUGAAGUUCCACUCCCAACCCCCGCCCAGGAGCUUGCGCAAGAAGCCCCAAAAAGAAGAAAGAGAAAACCCAGAACAACAGAACCCAAGAAGCCAGCAGAACCCAAAAAGCCUGCCACACCCAAGAAAUCUGGCAAGUCCGCAAAGGCUAAAGACAAACAAGAGAAAAUCACCGAUACAUUUAAUGUCAAAAGGAAAGUAGACCGCUUCGGUAGGGUGUCAGAAGCUGAGUUCCUGACCAAGACUCUCCCCGACAUCUUGACUUUCAAUCUGGAUAUUGUGAUGAUUGGCAUCAACCCAGGACUCAUGGCUGCGUACAAAGGCCAUCACUACCCUGGACCCGGAAACCACUUCUGGAAGUGUCUGUUCAUGUCCAGGCUGAGCGAGGUGCAGCUCAAUCACAUGGACGACCACACCCUGCCCGGGAAGUAUGGGAUUGGAUUCACCAACAUGGUGGAGAGGAUGACUCCUGGCAGCAAGGAUCUUUCCAGUAAAGAAUUUCAUGAAGGCGGACGUAUUCUAGUGCAGAAAUUACAGAAAUAUCAGCCACGAAUAGUGGUGUUUAAUGGAAAAUGUAUCUAUGAAAUCUCUAAUAAAGAAGUGUUUGGAAUGAAGAUUAAGAAUUUAGAAUUCGGACUACAGCCUCAUAAGAUCCCAGACACUGAAACACUGUGCUACGCCAUGCCAUCGUCCAGCGCCCGGUGUGCUCAGUUUCCUCGUGCCCAAGACAAAGUACAUUACUACAUCAAACUGAAGCACCUGCGGGACCAGCUUUAGGGCGUGGAACGAAACACUGACAUUCAGGAAGUGCAAUAUACAUUUGACUUACAGCUCGCCCAAAAGGAUGCAAAGAAGAUGGCUGUGAAGGAAGAGAAGUAUGACCCAUGCUAUGAAGCAGCGUACGGUGGUGCUUACGGGGAGAAUGUCUGCCAUCGCGAACUAGGGAGCUGUUCUUCCAACGAGCUCACAGCCGAGGGUGCAGAAUUACACGGAGAAUCAACGCUAAGUGACAAUCCAAACGGGCAGUGGAUGACCCAGUCAUUUACAGACCAGAUCCCUUCCUUUAAUAGCCCCUGUGAAACGCAAACUCCGGAAGAAGGAAACCAGGCCUAAGGAUCGCGUUUCUCAAUGCUGCUGAA
Molecule: messenger RNA, 1316 nt
Organism: Echinops telfairi (small Madagascar hedgehog)
Lineage: Eukaryota; Metazoa; Chordata; Mammalia; Afrosoricida; Tenrecidae
Product: G/T mismatch-specific thymine DNA glycosylase-like
Exons: 1
Biological process (GO): base-excision repair, AP site formation
Cellular component (GO): nucleus
Molecular function (GO): mismatch base pair DNA N-glycosylase activity
Source: RefSeq, a predicted model, not a curated record